AUGGCAGCAACGAUUUCAUAUAAUCCACCAAGUCUGUCUUCAUUCUUGACUGAUUCCAUUACCACCAUAAAGGCAGCCGCGCACCCGCCAGACAAUAUCUCGAUGCUCUAUCUCCCUACUUCGCACAACACGUCGGUUCACCUCGAUUUGAGCCCCUCUGGCCCUGGUGCCGCCCCUGCAUGUCUGCUCGUGAGUCGUCUCAACUAUACAAUUUCGACAAAUGUCGUGAAGACAUGCAAUAUCACUGUCCGCACCGGGACUACUGUCAAGACGAUCUUGGACACUAUCAAGUCAGCCAAUUACGAUCGAUAUAAGUUCGCCGAGGGGGGUCAGGGCUGCCGCUUCUGGGUGGACAAGAUGGUGACGUUGCUGCAGGAACGUCAAAUCGCCGUCAACGAAAUUGAAACACAGGCAGUUCAUAACGAUCUUCAGCGAGUUUGGUCUUCUGAAGGUCAGCCCGUGCCAGCUGCUCAGCUUACUGGGAUGAGCCCUGGUACUUUCUAUUAG
This is a messenger RNA of Blastomyces dermatitidis ER-3, 507 nucleotides long. RefSeq lists its product as uncharacterized. NCBI's taxonomy places the organism in Eukaryota, Fungi, Ascomycota, Eurotiomycetes, Onygenales, Ajellomycetaceae. The record is from RefSeq and is a predicted model, not a curated record. The transcript is spliced from 2 exons. Bases 1 to 507 code for a protein of 168 amino acids.